GCUCAGCCCAGCUCCAGCUCCUCAGCUUCAGGACCCCUCACUAACUAACUCUACCCUCAACCUUAACCUUAGCUUCCUUUUCAUCUCCUUCACCAACUCUACUUCUUCCCAAAAUGUCCUCCCGCGGCGUCCCAGAAGUCCUCUUCAAAAAAGUAGACGAAUACGUCGACUCCCUCGCUCCCCAGAUCCAACCCCGCAUCACCUCCGAGCUCGAGACCUUUCAGCAAAAGACCAUCGACAGCCUCGAAGAUAAAGUUGUCGACGCUUUCCGAUCGCUCUUCAACAAAGAUAAAGAUUCCUCGUCACGAAGUCCCUUCGAUCUUAAAGAUGAUGCGCCUGAUGCCUACGGUGGACAGAGUCUCCCGUUUGCAGACGAGUUGGCCAAGUUGACGAGGAGCUUUACAAAAAUUACUGAUGAGGCGGGGGAUGAUUUACGGGAUAUUUUCGAUAUUACGGAGGGCAGAGGAGGAGGGCAGGAUACGAGAUCGAGAGGGGGGGAGACGGCGAGGGGUGGAGGUGGUGCGAAGGGGUUCUUGUCUGCUGCUUUUGACGCGGUGCAGGAUCAUCUUGAGAACAAUAAUGGCAGGGGAGGAGGCCAAGGUUUCGAACUCGAUGGUCUGCUUGGUGUGAUAAGCAACACUGUUAAAGACGCCGCACGAAACCCCGAGGAAAAGGCACGCAUGAUCAGCCCCGAGAUCAAAGAACAAGUCGGCGCCAAACUCCGCGAACAACAUGCCCCGAUCGCAGAGCAGUUCACGCGCAUUGCCCUCGACCACAUCAAGCGCUGGCUACGAGGAAACACGAGCACCAAGGAUCUAGGCGAUGGUGUCAAGGGCGAGAUUGAAGAUCAGGUCAAGGAUCUCGUCAAGGGACUUGGAGGUUUGUUUGGGAACAAGAAGUCCAAUGAAGGUUCGGCGAGAGGGUUUGGCGAUGGAGAUCGUGAUGGUGAACGCGCUGAUGGCGAGAGCGGCGGUUUCUCAAAAGUCAUAAGUGACAAGCUCAGCACAGGCAUCGCAAGAGUCCACAGAGAAGUCCGUCUCGAAUUCCGCAAGAUUCUCGGCGGUAUUGAAAAGCAGCUUUUCGAAUUACUACCCGAUCAAUUCCAACGUCCUCUUGAGAAGAUCCUCGGUGGAAAUCCCUUCGAUACACAACUCGACCGCGACGCUGGGCCUGGCCAAGCAGAUAGAGGAUUUGGAGACGAUAUCAAGGCGAAGCUGGUGAACAAGAUCAGAGGGCUGGUGAGGAAGGUCCAGGAGACGCUGAGGGAGAGCAUUCUGGGGGUUGUUAAUGGUGGGCAUAGGAAGUUUGAGAGGCAGAGCUGGGUGUUUGUGCAGAAUAUGGUGGAGAUGAAGGUGCAGAAGUAUCUGCCCAAGGUCAAGAUCUCGGUGCCGGAUGAUAUUGGGAAUGAGGGUGUUAGUGUUGGGGCGCCGGCGCAAGCGAAUCUUGGUGGUUCGAAUGCGACUGUGCCGGCCUCACAGGGAGGUUACGAACGGCCGUCGGAGCAGCAUGGAGGGGGUUAUCAGCAGCCGUAUAAUCCCCCUUCGCAGUUUGGGGAUAAUCACCAGCCGAGCCAGGACUACAGACCUCAGCAGAGUCACGAUUAUAGACCUCCUCAGGGACAGGACUACAGGCCUUCUCAAGGGCAAGACUAUAGACCACAGCAGACUCAAGACUACAGACCUCAAGGUCACGAUGAGUAUCGACCUCAAGGGCAACAAGGCGAUUACCGACCACAACAUCAGUCCCAACAGGAUUACAGACCUCAGCAACAUGAUAACUACCGACCCCAGGACGAGUAUAGACCUCAGCAACAGCAAUCGCAUCAAGAGUAUCGCCCCGACCAAUACCCUCCGCCGCCACAGCAUCACUCAAGCCACUCUGGAGGAUACCAGCAGAACGAGGGCUAUCAGAACCAGGGUUACCAGCAAGAUCAAGGCUACCAACAGAACCAAGGUUACGGACAAGGCCAGGGCUACGGAAGCAACCCUCGCUACUAAAAGCGCAUGCCUACCACCAUCACAUGAACAUUUGCAGAUAAGCGAUGCAUUGCAGACUUACAAAACGUCAGAUACAUACAAGACCAGCACCGGGGUGCAUCUACGCCGAUGACUUGGGCGACGCUAGGUAGAUUGAUGAUGAAUGAAACGGCCAUCUCCAUGAUCUGAUCCCGUCCCCUGUUCUUUUGAAUUGACUUAUCAAUAUGCCGAACAUUCCGUCUCCCUCCUCCCGCUGACAGAUAACGCUCUAGAACGCUACCGAGACCCUGGAUCUGCCCCCACAAGAUCCUGAAUUCCCAUGCCUUCUGCCCAUCUACCUCACACUAAACCAUCAUAUCAUGAAAACACCACGGCAGAAAAACCCCGGCAAUCCCACCAUGUGAGACUUUGUAUCCUACGACGUGCAGAACAUACACCCAGGACCCUGCAUCACGAAAGAUCUCAGCCACUGGACUUUUUAUUUUGCGAUAUCACAUGACAUCCCGGUAUGCUUGGCACGGUGGUCUGAUUGUUUUGUUACGUAGGAGGAAACUUUGGGUACUGCGAGUGAUAUGAUAUGAUGCCUCCACGUGCCUGGGCUUUCGUCACAACGGCAUAAUUUAGAAGACCGAGGUAGCACUGGGAUUUGCUAUUCGUUUGGUUGAUGAUAGCUGCACACCCAGAGCAAAGCGCGGUCGAAGUCCGAAAUGUGCAUGGCAUUCUGCAACAUGGGAAAUGCGCGAUGCCUUCAAGGGUUCUUGAUUUCAGGGUCCUGGGAGUGUGAUGUGAUCCUUGUAUGCGGCUUUGGGGGGUGUGAGGGAACCUUUGAAAGGGACGUUUGGGAGGGAAGAGAGAAGUUUAGUUGGAGAACUCACGAUCUGAUCAUGAUGAUGUUUUUGAAGACAUCCGCGGAUGCCGCGAGAGUUUGAUGAUGGGAGACGUCAUGGGAUAGUGUCAUGGGAAGAAGGAAGCCGUGAUGUUCCGCCAUGAUAUGAGAAUUGGGAAUGCAAGGGAAGUAUCGCGGGGAUAUCUUGAGCCGCUUGAUGGGAGAGGCUCUGCGCUGCUAUGAUUUCAUCGUUACUUUGAGGUAGUGGCGACAAGCGUGCAGUCUGGAUAGGACGCUUUACUCAGCUGCUUGGGACAUCCAGACAAGAGCUGGUCGUUCAGCUGCUAGCAGUGAGCGUUGUCUGGGAUGCAUCUGAUGCUUCUCCUUGACUGAGCUCUUGCCCAAGUCAUAAGUUCCUGUACAUGAGCUUGUUAGUCGUUCCCGUGUCGAAGUGUAUUCUCAAUGUAUUGCGUAUUGUCUUCAUUGUAAGUUCCCUCGAGGAACUGCCUCAUCCUACACCAGCUUCCUCGCGCACACCCAAGUUCUUCAAACCUAUUACCUUCUCAUGCCAAAACACAAUGUGUAGAACCUUCACUCUAGUAUUAGUGAACUUGACAAAAACGCUCUUUUAUUAACAUUACUUAUAUCCUCCUCUAUCCCUCUACCUCUCAACCCACAACCCCCCAUUCCCAUAAACCUGAUCCCUCAAAACCCCAGCCUCACUCCUAACCCCAACCCAAUGUCUCGGUAUCCUAUCCAUCUCCCUCUGCACCGUCCCCGUCACAUCCCCCAACCGCUCCUUAAACCCCUUCUCGCUCUUAACAGCCCUGACCGCCGACACUGAAACUUCCGGCCCCCAGUUCUCCCGUCCCAGGCUCGCUGUCGUGGUCAUCACAUCGCGCGUGUGCUCCUCCAAAAACGCUUCGUUGCUGAGAUUUGGGGUGGAUGGGUGUAAAUGCCCCAUUAGCAUUACUUUCAUACGCAGAUCGAAGAAGAGCGUGUCGGAAAAGUCGUGGAGGAUGUGAACUGUUACUUUGUUGCGGAGAACUACGCCUGGAGGGGCGUUGCGCAGCGGUGCGAUGGUGACGAUUGCUUCGUGCCAGUCGUCGUCGAAAUCUUCGCUUUCUUUCGGUGGGAGGACGCGCGCCCACGCUGCAAAGACACCGCCCAUUCGCAUCUUGACCUCAUCGCCAACCUCACUCAGAUUCGCCGUCGGAACACCCACCUCCCUCGUCGAUAUCCCCGUCCCUCUAACGACUUUACCCGCAAACUUGAAAGGAAACGGCGCCUCAGGUCCCUCGUCACUCCCAAGUAUCGUCAACGGCUCCAUCGCCUCUCCCGAUAUCAACGGAUCAUAACGCCCCGCUUUACCAUUCUUCCAGCUCUCGCUAACUGCAUUUCCAAUUCCACUGCUUUGAUACGCUUUCGUAGCGACUUUCUUGAUAGUAGCGUUUGCAGGCGUGAGUCUCUUGGCGCCCUGUUCGACGACCACGCCUGCGACGCCGGUGUACUUCUUUGCUACCUGUGACCCGAUCGUGGUAGCGACUUUGAUGCCCAUUUCUAAAGGCAUGGUGCUUAGACUUGAACCGCGAACGGUGCUUACGUCUGUCGAUGUGCUGGCGAUGCGGAAGACGGGACUCCCGCAGAGGACUUUCUUCCCGUCGGCGUUGGAGCACAGAACGAGGCGGAAGUAACCAUCUGUCGCUGCUGCUGGUAUACGAAUGAUGUGUGUUUCUCUCGGGAUGUGCUUCUUCAUUCGCCCAGAGGCUUUCUUGACGAACCGCUUGAAAUCGCGCUGUAUACCGCGUUCUUCUGCCUCAGCGAUAUGUUCCACGCCUGUUUUCGUCGCGGGCGUGACAUCGAUCCAAGUCCCCGUCGUUCCCAUCAUGGCUUUAAGCGUCAUCCCCACGUUUCCUGAAUAUCCCUUCUGCUGUAACCACACAGUCCUCGUAGGCGGGAGAGGCUCAUCUGAGAGGAUGGUGAUGGGCACUGAAGUCGCAGGACCUCUGUACCAUAUCAAAGCGUGAGAGUGCCGAAUGAUACUGAAAUGCUUGUUGGACUCUGCGGGGUGACUUAUAAGCCCACCAGCGAAAUACUGCGCCUCUCCAAGCGCAGCUUUCCAUUUCGACGAAUCUUUCGGUUUAUCCUCUUGAGCGUCUAACCUCGCUGAUAGGGCAGAUGAGCUCUUGACUCGUCUAAUCUCAUUUGACGGCGCGGGACUCAAAGGCGCUGGGGUGAGAGAUGUUGGACUUGGAAUCUCAUCUACCACAAAGUCAACCUGAUAAUUCCCCCUCGGGUCCAGAAACCCCGACUGCUGCGGUGCAUGAGCGCCAGUGAGGUUCGUCGCCGAGCGGACCGGGCGUAGAGGCCGUGGAGGCGGAGGCGGUGCUAGGCCGGCGCCGAAUUCGGGACGGUAGGCACUGUAUUCCGGGGGCGGGGACGGAGUUGGCGGUGCGACGGGGCUUGGUCGCGCGUAGUAAUUUGGGUCAGACCAUUUCUCUGCGUCUGGAGUCGGAGGGAAAUACGGAUUCAUCUUGUCACCGAGUAGAGUAGAGUAGAGUAUUAGAGAGAGUAAUUUGGUUUGAGGUUCGAGAAGGGAAGGGAGAGGUAUGUAAAAGAUGAGCAUACGUGUUGGGUGGCCAAGAAAUUGCACCGUGUGGAUGGUCAGGGGUUUAGAUUGCACACAGUAUUCAGACAAAGAGUGUUUCUACGAGUGUUUCGACAUCAAAAACCAGGAUAAAAGAUUAAAAUCGCGGGGAUGAUAUUUAUAGAAUAUUUGUUGAUCUCUCAAAUAAGC
Molecule: messenger RNA, 5599 nt
Organism: Fusarium verticillioides 7600
Lineage: Eukaryota; Fungi; Ascomycota; Sordariomycetes; Hypocreales; Nectriaceae
Exons: 1
Coding region: 114-1997 (627 amino acids)
Source: RefSeq, a predicted model, not a curated record